CUGCAGCAGCGUGGGUGUGCGCGUGCGUGUGCGGCGGAGGAGCCUUGAGGCGCGCACACGCAAGCAGCGAAGAUGGACGGCGUGGGAUCAUUCGGAGCGGGCCGAAGCGGCUCCACUGUGGACCCCAUCACCUUCGCCAAGCAGCCGCAGACCCUUUUAAGAAUCCUGUCGUGGAUCUUCUCCCUGGUGGUGUUUGCCUCCAUCGUGAACGAGGGUUACGUCAACGUCGGCAGCGAGCGUCUCUACUGCGUCUUCAACAAGAACGCGGACGCCUGCAACUACGGAGUCUUUGUGGGUCUGGUGGGCCUGCUGGCCGGAUCCUUCUUCCUGCUCCUGGACUACAAGUUCUCUUCCAUCAGCUCCGUCAAAGACCGCAAGAAGGCCGUCCUGCUGGAGAUGGUCUUCUCAGGUUUCUGGGCCUUCUUGUACUUUGUAAGCUUCUGCUUCCUGGCCACUCAGUGGUCUCAAACUACGGCCGAUGAGCUGCCACUCAACCAGGGGGCGGACGCCGCUCGGGCCGCCAUCGCCUUCUCCUUCUUCUCCGUUCUCACUUGGGCGGGUCUGACGGUGCGUGCCGUGCAGAAGUACCUGCUGGGCACCAACAUGAGUCUCUUCACCUCAGAACACGCCGACGCCCAGCCUUGUCCCUCCGACCCACCGGGGGGCACCGGCGAGUCCACGGAAGCUUACCAGAACCCGCCGUUUACAGCAGAGAACAACACAGCCCCGACGUACCAGGUUCCCAUUUAUUAGCCGGGGUCAAGACUAGGAAAAGCCCCCCCCCCCCUCGUCACUUUUUAAACCAUGUCAGCAAAUAUGUUCUCUCCUCCUCUUCUUGUCGACCUCAACAUUCCAGCUCUUUCUGCACUUUUCUACACUUGCCUUCACGCAGGGGACAUUCCUCGAUGGAAAGGUCGGAGAGAAAACGAGGAGAUCAUAGGAGAUGAGGCGCUAUUCCGACACAUACCACACUUUCACUUUCACUUUCGUUCUGUCCUUGCAGUCGAACAGAGAUCACUCGUAUCGAUUGGUUCCGCAUGUAGCAACUCAAGUGCCAUACUGUACUCUACUGGAAGUACUCUACUGGAAGUACUCUACUGUAAGUACUCUACUGUAAGUACUCUAUUGUAAGUACUCUACUGUACGUACUCUACUGUACGUACUCUACUGUACGUGCUCUACUGUAAGUACUCUACUGUAAGUACUCUACUGUACGUACUCUACUGUACGUACUCUACUGUACGUACUCUACUGUACGUACUCUACUGUACGUACUCUACUGUAAGUACUCUACUGUAAGUACUCUACUGUACGUACUCUACUGUACGUACUCUACUGUAAGUACUCUACUGUAAGUACUCUACUGGAAGUACUCUACUGUAAGUACUCUAUUGUAAGUACUGUACUCUACUGUAAGUACUCUACUGUAAGUACUUUACUGUAAGUGACUUCAUCGUGCAAACAUAGUCUGUGGUGGCAAGUGUGAGAUCCUGCUGUCACUGUCCUGCAGGGGCUUGCACUGCACUGCAGGGGAGCCACACUUGCUGUGGAUAAAGAAAGUGAAAGCAAGACUGUUAGCAGCAGCUUGUUGGGGAAAAAAAUACAACUAAACCAAAAAUUAAAAGAAAAUGUCAUAAAAACAAUAAAUUGGCAUAAAACCAUGGAAUUAAUAUGUUGGAGGAAAUGUAUCAAAUACAAAAUGUUUACAGUAUUUAUUUAUUUUUUGAAAUAUUUAUUCUCCCAGACAAAUCUUCUUCUUUUAGUUGAAUUGUGUUAAUUACAAUUCUCUUAUUACAUUUAUUAUUGGCAUCAUUAUUAUGUCUCUAUGGAUCUACUUUAUAUUUACUUUAUAUUUUCCCUAUUAUGUGUUGAUUAAUGCAUUAUAAAAAUACAUUAUUAAAGUAUUUUAUUAUUAUUUGUAAUACAUAAUUUUUAUUACGUCUAAAUCAAUGUGUUGAUUCAUACAUAAAAGCAUCCUUAAUAAUAAUAAUAAUGUAUUUUUAUUCAAUAGUCAUACUAUUACCAUUAUUACAAGUAAUAUUAAAAUAAAUAUAUUAAUGACGUAUUUUUAUUAUGUAUGAAUCAGCACACAAAAACUAUAUUAUAAUUCAUUAAUAAUAUAAAAUAAAUGAUCAUUUAAAACUUAUUCAUAUUUAGUAUAAUAUUACUCGUAAUAACAGAAAUGAUUGAAGAAUACAUAAUACAUGAUCAAUAAUGUACUAUUAAUGUAUUUAUUACAAUAUGACUUGUAACAAUAAUAAUUAUCACGUCAUAGAAUAAUAAAAAUACAUUAUUAAUAAAGUAGUAUUAUUAUAAUUAAUACAUAAAGAUGCAAUAUUAUUACUUGUAAUAGUAAUUAUUACAAGUCAUAAUAAAUACAAUAUUAGUAGCAAUGUAUUUAUAUUAUGUAUUAAUCAACACAAGUAAUAACUCAUUAAUACUGAAAAAUUCCUUAUUAAAAAUGUAUAUUUAUUGUGUAUUAAUCAACACAUGUUGGUGGAAAUAUACAUUAUUAUUAUUAUUUUAUAAACUAUUCCUUACUCUAAUUUCACUUGUACUAAUAACAGUAAUUAUUACAAAUAAUAUAAAUAAAAAGUGCUGGAGUAAAUCUAUUCUUAUUUAUACAUAUAAUUAUUUUUUAAAUAAUAUACCAUUAUUAAUCAUGUAUUUGCAGUUAACAUAAAUAUAUAUUUUAAUAAUAUAAAUGAAAUUAUUUACAAAAAUGAACAAUACAAUCAACACAUUUGGGAAAUAUCAUCAAAUAUCUCUUUUAGGUUUUCUUCUUAAUUAAAAUGUGCAAGUUUUACAGUAACAACAAAUAAAAGAUGGAAAUAUUAGGAGGGGGCGUUCACUUCCUGUAUCCACUCCACCUCGCUCCUGUCUCACCUACACACUAUGUCCCGUCUCACAUACACACUAUGUCCCGUCUCACCUACACACUCGCUCCCGUCUCACCUACACGCUCGGUCCCGUCUCACCUACACGCUCGGUCCCGUCUCACCUACACGCUCUGUCCCGUCUCACCUACACACUCUGUCCCGUCUCACCUACACGCUCUGUCCCGUCUCACCUACACGCUCGCUCCCGUCUCACCUACACGCUCGGUCCCGUCUCACCUACACGCUCGGUCCCGUCUCACCUACACGCUCUGUCCCGUCUCACCUACACGCUCUGUCCCGUCUCACCUACACGCUCUGUCCCGUCUCACCUACACGCUCGCUCCCGUCUCACCUACACGCUCUGUCCCGUCUCACCUACACGCUCGGUCCCGUCUCACCUACACGCUCGGUCCCGUCUCACCUACACGCUCGCUCCCGUCUCACCUACACGCUCGGUCCCGUCUCACCUACACGCUAUGUCCCGUCUCACCUACACACUCGCUCCCGUCUCACAUACAUACUAUGUCCCGUCUCACAUACAUACUAUGUCCCGUCUCACCUACACGCUCGGUCCCGUCUCACAUACACGCUCGCUCCCGUCUCACAUACACGCUCGCUCCCGUCUCACAUACACGCUCGCUCCCGUCUCACAUACACACUCGCUCCCGUCUCACAUACACACUCGCUCCCGUCUCACAUACACACUCGCUCCCGUCUCACAUACACACUCGCUCCCGUCUCACAUACACACUAUGUCCCGUCUCACAUACACACUAUGUCCCGUCUCACAUACACGCUCGCUCCCGUCUCACAUACACACUAUGUCCCGUCUCACAUACACACUAUGUCCCGUCUCACAUACACACUAUGUCCCGUCUCACAUACACACUAUGUCCCGUCUCACAUACACACUCGGUCCCGUCUCACAUACACGCUCGGUCCCGUCUCACAUACACGCUCGGUCCCGUCUCACAUACACGCUCGGUCCCGUCUCACAUACACGCUCGGUCCCGUCUCACAUACACGCUCGCUUCCGUCUCACAUACACACUAUGUCCCGUCUCACAUACACACUAUGUCCCGUCUCACAUACACACUAUGUCCCGUCUCACAUACACGCUCGCUCCCGUCUCACAUACACGCUCGCUCCCGUCUCACAUACACGCUCGCUCCCGUCUCACAUACACGCUCGCUCCCGUCUCACCUACACGCUCGCUCCCGUCUCACCUACACGCUCGCUCCCGUCUCACAUACACACUAUGUCCCGUCUCACAUACACACUCGCUCCCGUCUCACAUACACACUAUGUCCCGUCUCACAUACACGCUCGCUCCCGUCUCACAUACACGCUCGGUCCCGUCUCACAUACACGCUCGGUCCCGUCUCACAUACACGCUCGCUUCCGUCUCACAUACACACUAUGUCCCGUCUCACAUACACACUAUGUCCCGUCUCACAUACACACUAUGUCCCGUCUCACAUACACGCUCGCUCCCGUCUCACCUACACGCUCGCUCCCGUCUCACAUACACACUAUGUCCCGUCUCACAUACACACUCGGUCCCGUCUCACAUACACACUAUGUCCCGUCUCACCUACACGCUUGCUCCCGUCUCACCUACACACCCGCUCCCGUCUCACCUACACACCCGGUCCCGUCUCACCUACACACUCGGUCCCGUCUCACCUACACACUCGGUCCCGUCUCACCUACACACUCGGUCCCGUCUCACAUACACACUCGGUCCCGUCUCACCUACACACUCGGUCCCGUCUCACCUACACUCGGCUUUGAAUGGUACUCCAACAUCUCAGGCAUUUUUCAUCCACUUCAGCUUUAAUAUUUAUGUUCCUCAUGGAUGUAGCUCUGAAUCAAAAGCAGAAUAAAACCCAAAUGUUUGACAUUUCUGUAGCAGGGAAUGUACACUAUAUUGACAAAAGUAUUUGGCCACCUGCCUCGACUCACAUAUGAACUUGAAGUGCCAUCCCAUUCCUAACCCAUAGGGUUCAAUAUGACACCUUUUGCAGCUAUUAAAGCUUCAGUUCUCCUGGGAAGGCUGUCCACAAGGUUGCAGAGUGUGUUUAUAGCAAUUUUCCACCAUUCUUCCAAAAGCGCAUUGGUGAGGUCACAGACUGAUGUUGGUGAAGAAGGCCUGGCUCUCAGUCUCUGUUCUAAUUCAUCCCAAAGGUGUUCUAUCAGGUUCAGGUCAGGACUCUGUGCAGACCAGUCAAGUUCAUCCACACCAGACUGUCAUCCAUGUCCUUAUGGACCUUGCUUUGUGCACUGGUGCACAGUCAUGUUGGAAGAAGGGGCCCGCUCCAAAAUGUUCCCACAAGGUUGAGAGCAUGGAAUUGUCUAAUAUGUUUUGGUAUCCUGGAGCAUUCAAAGUUCCUUUCACUGGAAGCCCAACUCCUGAAAAACCAACCCCACACCAUAAUUCCUCCUCCACCAAAUUUCACACUCGGCACAAUGCAGUCCAAAAUGCAGCGUUCCCCUGGCAACCUCCAAACCCAGACUGGUCCAUCAGAUUGCCAGAUGGAAAAGUGUGAUUCAUCAGUCCAGAGAAGGCGUCUCCACUGCUCUAGAGUCCAGUGGUGAUGUCCUUUACACCACUGCAUCCCACGCUUUGCUUGGACUUGGUGAUGUAUGGCUUAGAUGCAUCUGAUCAGCCAUGGAAAGCCAUUCCAUGAAGCUCUCUGUGUCCUGUACGUGGGCUAAUUGGAAGGUGACAUGAAGUCUGGAGCUGUGUAGCAAGUGACUGUGCAGAAAGUCUUUGCACUAUGCUGACCUCUCUGUCAGUUUACCUGGCCUACCACUUGCUGGCUGAGUUGCUGUUGUUCCCAAACUCUUUACUUUUCUUAGAAUAAAGUUGACUUUGGAAUAAUUUAGGAGUGAGGAAAUUUUAACCACUGGAUUUGUGGCACAGGUGGCAUCCUGUGACAGUUCCACGCUGGAAAUCACUGAGAGCGGCCCAUUCUGUAGCAACAGUCUCCAUGCCCAAGUGCUUGAUUUGAUACACCGGGCCAAGUGAUUAGGACUCCUGAUUGUCAUCAUUUGGAUGGCUGGCUAAGUACUUUUGGUAAUAUAGUGUACUUUGAGACAGAUGUCUUCAUGUUUACUUUCUAGAAGCUGCCAAACUGCCCGAUGUACUUGUUUAUAUUCCACAGUGCUGUUUGUUGUGCUCCAAUCACUUCAAUGCCUGACUGUUGCCACGGCAACGAGGCAAGUACGUUGUGGAUGUGAGUGUUUGUCACGUGGUUACAGUCAUUCCAGAACUGUUGGAUUUUGUUUUGAAUGCCAAAUUUUUGAUCAUUUUUCCUUUAAAGAGAGAUAUAUAUCUUUUUGUUGGUUGUGAAAACAAUAUAAAUGCAAUUUCCCUUAUCGGCCUGUGGUUGACUCGGCCUGUAAUUCCCCGUGUGGCGCCCUCUGCUGAAGUGAGCUGACACUGAUAAAAGCCAGGGGACAACUUGUAUAUUCCAAAAAAAUAAAAUAAAAAAUAAAAUGCAUGACAUUAAACCGUACGAGUCAUCGGGAAUGAAGUGAGAGUCAAAAGCCAUCCAAUCAGCAAAAGUGUUGUCAUUUUUCUAACAACCACGUGACUAAAUAGUGCUGACACUGCACCUGCAUGAUGUUGACGCGCAAAAAAAACUAUUAUUCCCUUUCCUUGAUGAACACAGAGUCAAGUAUUUGAGAGUUGAAGUGUUAUUUCUUGUUACAAAUGUCUAAUAACUGCCAACUAAACGCAUGUUUGUGUUGAUUGGCAGACAUUUAGCUGACAGAAUGUCAACUUGCAGUGGGUCUGGUCUUCAUUAUUGCCUCAUCCCUGCUCACUUCUAGCCUGAUGAGUGCGGAGGAGACAGAGAUGCCACCUAGUGGUUGCUUGAGCACACUGACGCAAAAAAGUGUACAUAAACUUAUAAAGAACAUGUCAUGGUUGUCUUGUGUUUCCAAUCAUUUCUACAACUCCUAUUUUGUUGUGAUGUAGUGAUUAGAGCACAGAACUUUCCUCCAAACCACCAUGCAUGACGGUAGGCCUGGUGCUCCUGGGAUUAAAAGGCCUCCAAACGGACAUCACAUGGACAAAGAUAAGACCCUCUGGAGGAAAAUUCUGUGGUCAUAUGAAACAAAAGUGAGCUGUUUGGCCACAAUACCCAGCAAUAUGUUUGGAGGAGAAAGGUGAGGCCUUUAAUCCCAGGAACACCAGACCUACUGUCAAGCAUGGUGGUGUGGACAAAAGGCAAGACCUUCUGGAGGGAAAUUCUUUGCUCCAAUCACUAUCACAAAAAAAUAAGACUUGUAGAAAUGAUCGGAAACUCCAGACAGCCAUGACAUGAUGUUCUUUACAAGUUUAAGUAGCGCUUUUCUCUAGUGACUCAACACGAUUUACAUAGUGAAAGCCACGACCUAAGUUCGGGGGUGGUAGAGUGCCUGGCUCAAGGACACGACGACAGGAGGCGGGGAUCAAACCUGGUACCCUCAAGUUGCUUCAGGCACAGACAGGAUUCUCACAAGAGUGAGGGAGAAAAGACAACCUGACAUGAGUGUAACUGUGGAGAGUCAAGUGUUAGUGGUCGUGAUGGAUGACAUAAAUCAUUCCAAGGUGGUGUGUGUGUGUGUGUUGUGCAGAUGUUACUGGACGUGUGUGUGUGAUGAUUUAUAUCCACCGUCUGGAUUGUCCUGUGCUGCUUGAAAAAAAAGACAUAUUAGGAGUAAUAGUGCUCUAAAAUAAAUAAAGUCUGUAGUUUGGACUGAGACAAUAAAAGUGCUGAUAGUCAUUCUUUGCAUGGAUGUUACGUUUGUUGUCCCUCACACACAAACUCAUGGUUGGAAUGAAAAGCUCUUAAAACAGUGGAUUUUAUUAUUUUUAUUUAUUUUUUUUUGGCGCCGCCCAUUUAUUGUAGAGUAUGUCUGACUUGUGUGUAAAAGAUACUAAUAAAGGAGAAGAAAUGCUGUC
Molecule: messenger RNA, 7833 nt
Organism: Nerophis ophidion (straightnose pipefish)
Lineage: Eukaryota; Metazoa; Chordata; Actinopteri; Syngnathiformes; Syngnathidae
Gene: syngr3a
Product: synaptogyrin 3a
Exons: 4
Coding region: 73-753 (226 amino acids)
Cellular component (GO): neuromuscular junction; synaptic vesicle membrane
Source: RefSeq, a predicted model, not a curated record